This is a messenger RNA of Saccharomycopsis crataegensis, 723 nucleotides long. RefSeq names its product putative tyrosine protein phosphatase OCA1 (gene OCA1). Gene Ontology annotation, biological process: protein dephosphorylation. NCBI's taxonomy places the organism in Eukaryota, Fungi, Ascomycota, Saccharomycetes, Ascoideales, Saccharomycopsidaceae. Bases 1 to 723 code for a protein of 240 amino acids. Gene Ontology annotation, molecular function: phosphatase activity. The transcript has a single exon. The record is from RefSeq and is a predicted model, not a curated record.
AUGUCAUACCAUCCUUCGAAAGAUAUUUCUCAGGUGCAAGCCCCGCAAAUACCGAGAGACCAAAAAGUAAAUGGUGAUCAUGAUGAUGAUCAUGAUGAUGAACGCAUAACAAUAGAUGAGAUCAACCAACAACAAUACCAAACCAAAGUAUCGCAGAGACUCCUGUGCAAAGCUCCAUCAAAUAUUAUCAAUAUUUCUCUGUCCCCGAUGCAAAAAGUCAUCCCUCCUCUAAAUUUCUGCCCGGUGGAACGUCACUUGUAUCGCUCUGGCCAGCCCACGCCUCUAAACCACGGGUUUCUUAAACAGCUCGAUAUUCGAAAUAUCGUCUGGCUUGCUGCUGAAGAUCCUAGCGAUGAUUUCCUCGAGUUUGCUGAUAAUAAUGACAUUGCGGUUCACUGCAUUGCCGACAUGGGCGAUGGAGGAGCAAACCCAUGGGAUGGGCUCAGUGAGAACCUGAUCACCCAAGCACUAAGAAUUAUCACCAAUAAAGAUUAUUAUCCAAUAUUAGUGUGUUGUGGUAUGGGUCGCCAUCGUACUGGGACAGUGAUUGGCUGCUUGCGUCGUUUACAAGGUUGGAAUUUGGCCAGUGUUAGUGAAGAAUAUCGACGAUUCACUGGUUCCAAAGGAGGAAGAAUUUUAGUGGAACUUUUGAUAGAAGCCUUUGAUAUGCUGAGUAUUCCUAUAGAUGAAAGCAUGGCACCUGAAUGGUUACUAUCCCAAUAG